CUUUUUUUUUAGACUCCCAUGUUCAACCUAGAAGCAAUCCAAUCCCAACGUACCUAUGUUCAGCCUUGUGUCCUUCACAUCCAUCUAGCUCAGAACUGUCACGAGCUGAAGCCCCUCGGCGCCACCCAGAAUAGUAUACCUAGCCUCUCAGUCUAGAACGAUUAAACCGGACCCUCGCAACAGCCUCGGUCAACGACACACACGAGCUUGUACAAAAGCAGGAAACUCCCGUAUUAAGAGCAUUAUCUCGUGUCCCACCUCUUAUCUUCUCAAGCUCAAACACUACCUGUAUGCUUUCUCUCCGGACUGCAUUCGUUCCAGCCAUUCAAACAGGCUUGCGCCAUUGUCUUCAGGUUCCUGUAUUGAUCUGUUGCCCCAAAAGUUUACCGACCAGGAAUAUCCCUCUCAGAAGGCAGCUCCCCGUCUUAUCUCCUUCUGCCUCCGUCUCCGCUCUGAGAACUACCGCAACCAUGGCUUCACUCGGGAGCUACGAGAAGAAACACAAGGUUACCGUCAUCGGAUCGGGAAACUGGGGCUCCACCAUUGCCAAGAUCGUGGCCGAGAGCACAAGAGAACACAAGGAUGUUUUCGAAGAAGAUGUGCAGAUGUGGGUGUUUGAGGAGAAGGUUACAAUCCCAAAGGAUCGGGAUUUCUACGAAAGUGAUGAGCCGCAAAAGCUCACAGAGGUGAUCAACAAACAUCACGAAAACGUCAAGUACCUCCCUGGUGUCAAACUGCCAUCCAACAUCAUUGCCAAUCCCUCGCUCACCGAUGCUGUCCGCGACUCGUCGGUCCUCGUGUUCAACUUGCCACAUGAGUUCCUUAGCAAGGUUUGCCAGCAGCUCAAUGGUCACAUUGUACCAUUCGCCCGAGGAAUAUCUUGCAUCAAGGGCGUGGACGUUUCAGGCUCUGGCAUCAACCUCUUCUGCGAGGUGAUCGGCGAGAAAUUGGGCAUCUACUGUGGUGCACUCUCCGGAGCCAACGUGGCGUCUCAGAUCGCCGCAGAGGAAGGCGUUAGCGAGACUACAAUCGCCUACGACCCGCCGCCCAUUGAUAGCAGCCGCGCGGCUACUCCCCGCGACCGGUCGCCCAACUACGAUUCCACCAGCGCAAACAAGCUUCCUGACUUGACCGUGACUUCGGCCGACUCUAACGGGAAUGAUAGGGGCCGCAGGACGAAGGCAAAACUGACGCCCGUUCCUGAGUCGUACCCGCCACUUGAUCACGAGACAUUGCAAAUUCUUUUCGACCGUCCGUACUUUUCCGUUUCGAUGGUGUCAGACGUGGCCGGCGUGUCACUCAGCGGUGCUUUGAAGAACAUUGUGGCCCUCGCUGCUGGAUUUGUCGACGGCAAGGGCUGGGGUUCCAACGUGCAGUCGGCAGUGAUCCGAGUUGGGCUUGCAGAAAUGCUCAAGUUCGCUCGCGAGUUCUUCGGAGAGUCGGUCGAUCCGUUCACGAUCCUGCUCGAGAGUGCCGGCGUGGCUGAUGUCAUCACAUCAUGUAUCAGUGGAAGGAACUUCCGUUGCGCGAGCAUGGCAGUCAAGCGAAAUGUAUCCGUUGCCGAGAUCGAGGAGAAGGAACUUAAUGGACAGAAACUGCAGGGUACAUCUACUGCUAAAGAAGUAAACAGCCUAUUGAAGGCGCGUGGCAGGGAGGGUGACUAUCCCCUGUUCACCACGGUCAAUGAAAUCCUCGAAGGCAAAGCUAAGGUUGAUGACCUUCCCAAGCUCGUGAUUCGACAAAAACACACCAUUGAGAAAACGGGAAGCAAAUAAGUUAUUUACACAAGAUGAUGUUAACACAUGUCAAACAGUGUGGUGUACAAGCUGCAUGGAGAAGAUGUUGCAGCCGAUGGGGCUCUAAUGAUUAGCAAUGCUAAUUGUGCCAGCGAUCUUGGAUCUACUUUCUGAGUAAGGUAGUUAGUUGUUAGACGUUAAUGCAGCAAUAGCGAAAUGUUGAUGAUAAAUAGCAGCCCGGAA
Pyricularia grisea is the source of this 1979-nucleotide messenger RNA. RefSeq lists its product as uncharacterized. Gene Ontology annotation, cellular component: nucleus; glycerol-3-phosphate dehydrogenase (FAD) complex; cytosol. Bases 291 to 1775 code for a protein of 494 amino acids. NCBI's taxonomy places the organism in Eukaryota, Fungi, Ascomycota, Sordariomycetes, Magnaporthales, Pyriculariaceae. The transcript is spliced from 2 exons. The record is from RefSeq and is a predicted model, not a curated record. Gene Ontology annotation, biological process: carbohydrate metabolic process; glycerol-3-phosphate catabolic process. Gene Ontology annotation, molecular function: glycerol-3-phosphate dehydrogenase [NAD(P)+] activity; NAD binding.